Molecule: messenger RNA, 2178 nt
Organism: Candida dubliniensis CD36
Lineage: Eukaryota; Fungi; Ascomycota; Pichiomycetes; Serinales; Debaryomycetaceae
Exons: 1
Coding region: 1-2178 (725 amino acids)
Cellular component (GO): nucleus
Source: RefSeq, a predicted model, not a curated record
AUGAGUGGACAUGACAAUCUGGGAAAUUCAUCUAGAGGAAAGGGUGGUUCAAGAGGUAGAGGCGGUAGCAAAGGUGGUUCUAGGGGUGGUAGAGGUGGGGCAAUGAAUGGAUCAGCAAAUGGGAAACCAAAUGGGGAUACAUCGUCUGAUAACAAAAAGGGACAGGCCAAAGGUAAGGGCAAGGGCAAGGGGAAAGUUACUAAAGGUAAACAACCAAAAGAAAAUGGUCCCAAUGCAAACCUUAUUCCUCUUGGUACACCAAGGCUAAGAGAACAAAAUGAUGACGAAGGGCAGAAUGAGUCAUAUGCUCAAACUAACCAGAGUCAACCAAAUGACCAAAAAGAAUCAAGUUAUGAUAGUAAUAUGUUUCAUAAUGAAAAAUAUGAUCCCAAUGAAGAAGCAUAUGUCCCUUCUAGAUCGACGCCAAAACCACCUCAUGCAGCAUUCAAUAAUGUAAACAAUUUUGCAACGUCACCAAUGGUUAACAAUAUUAAUUCAAACCAAAACAUGGUUGGUAACAACCAAUACAACUCUGUUAAUAACAACAGUGCAUAUACUAACGAUAUUCAAGUAGGAAUAGCCCCAGUUGCUGCCUCCCCUAGUACUACCGGAACGCCAGUGCCACCAGCACCAGCACCAGCACCAAUGCCAACAUCAAUACCCACACCGGUUGAUGCACCAAUUAUUAUGAAUCCUGACCCUAAUUGGCCAGCAUCAUUGAAUAAAUUUUAUAUUGAUUCAAUGGCCAGAAUUGGGAAUUUGAAACAAUCGAAACAACUUAGUGGGAAACAACAGUUGGCCAAUAUAAUUGAAAUGGCACUGAGUCAAAAUUUAACCGAUAAUAAUGAUUGGGCGAAUCAACGUGUUCCUAUUUUAAAUGGAGGAGGGAAGUUGGAGUUGGAAAUGUUCCGUGCUAAAAAUAAAUCAAGGAAAUCACAAUCUACUAACGAAUCAAAAGAAAAAUCACUGGCCACCAAUAAUUCCUUUUACAUUGACGUGAAUGGAGAUGGGCCUUAUGAUCCUACCAGCAAACCUGCCACAAGUAAAAUACUUCAAGGUAACAAUAACAACGACAACAAUGUUAACAAAAACAAAAAGAAGAAUACCAAUAAUAAGUUUAAGGGAGAUAACAAAAAAUCCAAGGACACAGGGAACAAUCCUCAACAGAAUGGGAAUAAAAAACGACAUUUACAGGAAGAGUAUAAUUCUGAAGCACGAAAGAGAGCUCGUGCGGAAAGAUUUGCUCAGAUUACUGAAUUUAAACCGUUAUCUACAUAUUAUGAACAACGACGCAAGGAUUCUGGUGCAGUAGUGGGGACAAGUGAUCGAUUAGAAAAAAAUUACUUUCGUUUGACUUCUGCACCGAAUCCAGCUGAAGUUCGAUCACCUAAAGUUUUACACAACAGUUUGAAGUAUGUUAUUAGUAAAUAUAAUACCACUAAUGAUUAUUCAUAUAUUAUUGAUCAAUUGAAAUCAAUUAGACAAGAUUUAACUGUGCAACAUAUAAAAGAUGAUUUCACAAUUCAUGUUUAUGAGAAGAAUGCUCGUAUAUCGAUAAAACAUGAUGAUUUGGGAGAAUUCAAUCAAUGUCAAGGACAAUUAAAACCAUUAUAUCAUCGUCAUAGAAUAAACAAUGAAAAGUAUAAAGAUAGAUUUAUGCAUCGUGAGGUUGAAAUGAUGACCUAUUCAUUCAUAUAUAUGAUUGUGACUAGGAAUCAAAGUGAAAUUAAUCGAUUCAGAUUACAAUUUUUGAAAUACAAAUAUUUUAGAAAGUAUGAUUAUGAAAAGCCAUUUUUCAGAUUGAUGGAUGCAUUGUUUAAAUCUUAUUUGCGUAUUUUACAAGGAGACUUUGAAAUAUUUUUCAGUGAUCUUGAAAAGUUUGAACAUAUUAAAGAAAUUGAAUUGGCCUUUAAUUUCAUAAGAAUGCAUUUAUUAAAUAAAGCUAGAUUGGAAGCAUUAUAUCAAAUUGUCCAAAGUUAUCGUAAAUUUCCUGUCUUUAUGGUGUCAACCAAAUUAAGAUUUCCUGACCCUCAAACAUGUCUUAAUUAUUUGGUUGAACUUGGAUUAAAAGAUUGUUUGAUUAACGGAAAUCGGGAAAUUGAUAUACCAAAGACAAUGGUGACAAUGCAUGAAUUGAUGGCAAAACAUCACAAGGUCGAUAUCAAGGGACAAAUAUAG